Emiliania huxleyi CCMP1516 is the source of this 552-nucleotide messenger RNA. RefSeq lists its product as hypothetical. The transcript has 2 exons. The coding region runs from base 1 to 552 and encodes 183 amino acids. Lineage: Eukaryota; Haptophyta; Isochrysidales; Noelaerhabdaceae. The record is from RefSeq and is a predicted model, not a curated record.
AUGCGUCAACUGCUCGCAGUGCAGCACGGCGCUGCUGGCCAGCAAGUGCGGCCGUUUGUCUUCACGCUGGCCGACUACCUGCGCGCCGCGAUCGAAAAGGCGAAGGAGCCUGGGCUCGUGCGUACGGGGUGGGUCCACAUGAGCCUGGGCACCUUCAAGGCGGUGCAGGACCACCUCCACUCGGCGCGCAUGCCGGAUGGGCGCGCCGACGGGCAGCACAUCCAGGGUUGGAAGGAGACGGGCGAGGCGGCCACCAUCGGCUACGGCGAGCGCGAGUACCAGCGCGAGAACUCGCACGGCAUUGCACACCAGUCGAUGGGGCUGCAGCUCAUCCGCGAGUCCAUCGACGCCGAGCGGCUGAGGCGGCGCUCGGCCGCACAGGGGCUGCGCGAGAAGGUCAAGACGGCGGCGGGGCGCGAGACGAUGCGCAUCAAGGCGGAGCUCAAGUACGCGAGCGCGGACCGAGCCGUCGAGGAGCUGCACGCCGCGUACGACGAGGCGGUUGCGGCUCGUGAAGGGGCGGAGGCGGCGGCGGGGACGGAGGGAGCGUGA